Molecule: messenger RNA, 1373 nt
Organism: Ficedula albicollis (Collared flycatcher)
Lineage: Eukaryota; Metazoa; Chordata; Aves; Passeriformes; Muscicapidae
Gene: RASSF1
Product: Ras association domain family member 1
Exons: 5
Biological process (GO): Ras protein signal transduction
Cellular component (GO): microtubule cytoskeleton; nucleus
Source: RefSeq, a predicted model, not a curated record
UCUCUGUCCCCAGACUGCAGCUUCACCUGCCACUACCGGUGCCGAGCCCUGGUGCGGCUGGACUGCAGUGGCCCCCUGGGUGCUGGUGAUGAGGACGAUGGCAACAAGCAGGUGUUGGAGAAGGACACCAACGUGGAUGAGCCCAGCGAGUGGGAGAAGACAGAGCUGGACCAGGCGCAGGUGGAGCAGCGGAUCAAGGAGUACAACAGCCAGAUCAACAGCAACCUGUUCAUGAGCUUGAACAAGGACGGCUCCUACACCGGGUUCAUCAAGGUGCAGCUGAAGCUGGUUCGCCCUGUCUCGGUGCCGGCCACCAAGCGGGUCCCCUCCCUGCAGGCGGGGCGGUCACACCCCCAGGGGGUGAAGCGCCGAACGUCCUUCUACCUGCCCAAAGGGACCGUCAAGCACCUGCACAUCCUCUCGCACACCCGCGCCAGCGAGGUCAUCGACGCCCUCCUCCGCAAGUUCACCGUCAUCGACAACCCCCGCAAGUUCGCCCUCUUCGAGAGGUCUGAGAAGGAUGAACAAGUGUACCUACGGAAGCUGGGUGAUGACGAGCAGCCGCUGCGGCUGCGGCUGCUGGCCGGCCCUAGCGAGAAGGUGCUGAGCUUCAUCCUGAAGGAGAACGAGACCGGGGAGGUGAACUGGGACGCCUUCACGCUGCCGGAGCUGCAGAACUUCCUGCUGAUCCUGCAGCGGGAGGAGGAGGAGCACGUGCGGCGGCUGCGGCACCGCUACGCGCGCUGCCGCCAGAAGAUGCAGGAGGCGCUGGCCACGCGCACGCCUGGGUGACCGCGACACUGGAGCCGAGGCCAGCAGAGCAGCAGAGCCUCGCCCGCCGGCGGGUGGGGCACCAGGGAGGGGGUGGAACGGGGCACCACGGACCCACCGGGCUGUCACAGCCCCCAGGGGCUGUCGCAGAGAGUAAGGGUUCCUGGCGGGAGCGAGAGUGAGUGUCACCCGCGAGUGGGUGACCCCAGGGAGCGUGUGUCCUGGGGGAAACGAGUGUACCCUGGGGGAUUGGGUGUCCCCAGGGGAGUGGGUGUCCCCGAGAGAGCGUGUGUCACCUGGGGGAUUGGGUGUCCCCAGGGGAGUGGGUGUCCCCAAGAGAGCGUGUGUCACCUGGGGGGAGCAAGUGUCACCUGAGGGAUGCGGUGUCUCCGAGAGAGCGUGUGUCACCUGGGGAAUUGGGUGUCCCCAGGGGAGUGGGUGUCCCCAAGAAAAUGUGUGUCCUGGGGGGAGCAAGUGUCACCUGGGGGAUUGGCUGUCCCCAGGGGAGUGGGUGAUAUGGGGCGAGCGAGUGUCCCCGGAGAAGUGAGUGUCCCUGGGGAGAAGCAGGGCAUCAAACACCAAUAAAGACAUCUUGGUGACGA